Messenger RNA from Moneuplotes crassus, 4597 nucleotides. Lineage: Eukaryota; Ciliophora; Spirotrichea; Euplotida; Euplotidae. The record is from the annotation of a GenBank genome assembly.
AUGAUGUUAGAAAGGAUAAGUAGCAAUCUAAUGCAGGAGACCAAACAGGAGGUCCAGAUCAGAAAUUCAAAGCAAAAUAAGAGCAUGAGAAGGAGGAGAAGAAAUAGAAAGAGAAAUAAAUAAAAAGAAUAAUGAUAAAAGUUUCUCCAUCAUGAUCAGCAGUUGAAAGAUUAACCACAUUAGAGAUAAGGAUCCAGGUGUCUGAAAUAACUCAGAAUAUGAUCUGAUGAAUAACAAUGGAAGUAAAAAUGGAAUCCCUCCCAAUCAGAUAUUAGAAUCCAAUGAUUACCAAAAGACUAAACUUUAUACAGAGUGAGAAACUUCGAAAUUAGAAGAAAGUCCCAAUUUCCUGAAACAAGGAAGAAGUGUCAAAAGAGGAGGCAAAAGCUCAGAGAAGGAUAAAAGAACAAUUCUUCCAGUCCAGAUUAGAGGCAAUUAUGAUCGAAGGAACCCCCAAACAUCUUUAAAUAGAAUGAAAUGUAGAAAAGAGUCGAAUUCUCUUAUAGAGAAUAAAUACCAAAACCAUCCAAUGAUCAUAAACCAAAUGCAUGAGCCUCAAGAAAUAAAUGCACUGACGCCGAAAACUUGAGUCAGAGACAUUCGAGAGUUAAAGACAACAUCAUCAUGCUAUCCAAUUGAAGCGAAGGAGGAUCAAUAUACAGAAGAGAUCAAUCUCCCGUUAUUCCAGAUUGAGAAAGGAAAUAAUUACUUAAAGAAGAAAAUUGCAUACGAAUUCAAUUACAAAGAUGAUAAAUCCAGUAAUGAAAGACCUUCACCAAUGUACAAAGCGAAGUACAAUCUUCCAGAUCAAAAAGUCUAUAAUGAUCUUACUACAGAAGAUUCAACAGUUCCUAAAAAGCCCUUUCAGAAAAAGUUUAACAGCUCAGAGUCUGGGAUGUUCAAAAAUAUUGAAAAAUACAAGAAACGGAGAGGAAUAGAUGAAAAGAUAUCAAGUCAAGAGAAAAAAUUCCCACAUCAUAUCUAUAAGAAAGAUAAGUUAGUUUCCAAGGCUAUCAAGAUUAAAACAGUCAAUAGAAAAUAUCAUAAAGACUUCUUAGACAAUAAAGCACUAGAUUGAGGAAUAUGAAACAAAAAUGAUGAAGCCAAGUCCUUAAUUCCUCUCAGCUGUACUCAUUCUUUCCAUCCAGAAUGCUUAAGAGAUUUGAUAGUGGAAAGGAUAUCUAAGAAAUCAGUCCCAAUUUCAUGACCUAUCUGUAAUAAGCAGCUUCUUGAGAGAGAAAUAAAGAUUUUAAUCCAUCCAAAUCAAUACGAGAAAUAUAUAACAAUGAUCUUGAGUAAGACUUUAAGGAGUCAAGAAUUACACUGUAUAUACUGCUAUACUCCAAUUACUAACAAGAAGGAUAGUCUCUCCCUCAAAAUUUCUUGUAAAUAAAUGCAAACAAUCAUACUGUAUCAACUGCAAUAAGGAAUGGGCGCCUCAACAUUCAUGAAACAGUAAAAAAAUGAUAUCUCCUAACUGCAAAACAAAACAUUGCUCAGAUAAAUAAAUGCAUAUGCGGCAAUACUGAAUGGCAGUCUUAUAUUAAGGCUAAAAAGUAUAACUCAAGAACUGGAAAGAAUCAAGCACAUUCCAAUUCUGCUAAACCUGUCUCUCACAAAUCCAGCAAAUUUGAAUAUUUUAGAGCAAAGAACCAAUUGAGGUCUAAAAAGAAGCAGAUAAUAUCUGUACAAGGUAUAAAAUACAACUCAAAACAAUCCUUGCAGCCUCAUUCUCAAGGACAUAAGAACAGGAAAGGAAAAUAUUGUCUGGGAAAUUUUAAAGGAGAUAUACACAACUUUCAGUUCUCAUGCCAAUGAGAGAUCUGUAGAAUAAUCACUACAGAUUUGAGCAAUUCAAACUACCUUGAUAAUAGUGAAGAACUAUACCACUCACAAAAAUCAAGAAUGUACUGAUCUGAAAAGAAAAACAAGAAAUCCCUCAGGAAAAAUGGCAACACUUUCCUCAGAAGAUACUGUCAAGGAAGAAGAGAAAGACCGAAGGACCUCUCAUUUGGAGGGAUUUACUAUGAUGAAGAAAAUGAUAAGUUUGAAACAACAUAUAACAUCAACCCUUCUGAUGCCUCUUAUGACAAAGACAAUGAUGACAUUUCUAUCAACCUCUGUUCAGAAAUAAUGUCUGCUCAUAAUUCAGAUAAAAUGGCAAAGAAGGAAACAAAAAUACCGGUUCCUAAUAAUUUGGAAAGAAUUGAGCAAAAGAUGAGAAAUAAAUCAAUUGAGGAAUAUAAUGUGAGUCAGAAGCGAUGGACUAAAGUCUUAUCAACUAGUCCCAAGAAAAUAGAAAAACCAGUGAUGCAGAAAGCAAAAUCAUUUAAGGCUAACAAAUUAGUAAACAAAAUUCCUCCUGAGUCAUAUUCAAAUAAAGAAAAGACAGUAGAGAAUCAAAAGUCUAAACAAAGGCCAAGCACAAAUAGAGUCGACUCUGUAAAAGAGCUAGAGAAUAAUAGAACAAAGCCCAAAAAUAAGACUAAAAAGCGAUGCUGAGAAGGAAAAGGGGGUUGUACUGGGUAUGUCCCACCUCCGUUGAAUAAGCCUAUUAUGACUCCUUCAACACAUCUGAAUGGCCACCCUAUAAACAUCGCAAUAAAAAAUAUCAAUCAGUUUAUCAACCUUGCGUUUAAGAUCAAGAGUAAAGAUGGCUACAACGUAUCUUCCAUCUUAAAUUUGGGAAGAACUCUUGGAAUAGUGUACCCGAAAAGCCAGAUAGUCGACCAUAACUUUUUAAGGUCAAGAGAAUUUCUUUCAUUUUCUAAGGAGAAGAUCCUCAGAUACCUCUACAGUGUUAUUAACAAUAGCAAUGGAAAGAUAGAACCAGACAACUCAAAAAGCUUAAUUUCGUUCCAUCAGAAUAGGUUUUACAUUGGGAGAGGGAAUAACUCAAUUCUAGUAAGAUCGGUUAUUAAGCAAAGAUGGUGGUGGUCGAUGAACGAGAGGGAAGACUUUUUCAAAUCAAACUUUAUCUGGACACAAUGGAGAAAGAACAAACAUCUCUCUAUACUUGAUACUAAAUAAUGAGUGCACUAAUCAAGAAAUGAACGAUUUAAAAUAACCAAGUACUAAGUGAAAGAAAUACUGACGAUAGUUAUGGAGGAGAAUCUCCUCAGCAAGCAGAUAUAGAAGAUGCAACUUCCAGUCCUCAUGUUCUAUUUCAGACCAAAAUUUACAAUAGGUUGGAAAAUAACUUUCAUCUAAGCAAUAAGAAAGCUUUGUUUUGGAACAUGUCUGAGUAUUAUCAAUCAAUUGAUAAAUCACCAUGGGAUGCUCUUCCAGUCACAUUCCAUAUUGAAAAUGGCCUCACAGAUCCUGAAUAUGCCAAAUUCUUAAGCUUUCAGUCCAGACUUGAGAUGGAAAUAGAAAUCAAAACUAGAACCAAAAAUGAAGAACUCUUAAGACGAAGAAAAGAGGAGGAAAGGAAACGAACACAAGAAAGACUCCAAGAAAGAAGAAAUAGAGUAGGAAGAAGAGGUAAAAAGAUCGUAAGGUCAGAACCUACAAGUUCUGAAGAAGAGACCAACUCUUCGUAUUACACAGACUCUGAAGAGGAAGAAUCCGAUGACGAUGAGUUCAAAAUACCAAAGAAUAUGUGGAUAGUGAAACCAGGAGAGAAUACUAAUCGAGGAAAUGGAAUACAAGUGUGCUCAUCUCUCCAAGAAGUCGAAAAUAUAAUCAGAACUUGCAGGCCUAAGCAAGAAGUUCAAAAAGAUAAUAAAGAUACAAACUCUAAACUUGAAGAUAAUCAAAGAAGAACCUUUAUACUACAGAAGUAUAUUGACCGGCCUCUUCUGAUCAAAGGGAGAAAAUUUGAUAUCAGAGCAUUUGGGACUAUGACUUCCAUCAAUGGGCUUCUUAAAGGAUAUUUCUAUGAGGACGGAUAUAUCCGGACUAGCUCAACCAAAUACACAAGUAAAUCUAAUGAUGUGUUCAUUCAUCUUACUAAUGACGCAGUCCAGAAGCAUGCUGAUAAUUUUGGAAAGUAUGAAAAUGGUAAUAAACUUUCAUACCAUGAUUUCCAAAAGUAUCUUAACUCUCAUUAUCCUGAUGAGAAUGUAUGAUUUUACAGAGACAUUCUACCCCAAAUGAGGUGUUUAGUAGCUGAUGCUUUCAGAAGUGUUUACGGAAAAAUAGACCCAUUCAGAAGAAUAAAUUCUUUUGAAAUAUAUGGAUUCGAUUUCAUGAUUGAUAGAGACUUUAAAGUAUACAUGAUAGAGUGAAAUACCAAUCCUUGAUUAGAACUUCCCUGCCCAUUGCUAACAAGAGUGAUUUCUGGAAUGCUAGAUAAUUCAUUCAGAAUAGCUAUUGACCCUCUGUUCCCUCCAAAUGAUUUCUCUUUCUGUUGUAAAAGGACAGCAGCUCUUCCCGCAGAAACAAAGUAUGAGCUCGUCUUUGAUGAAGAGACAGAUGGAUUUGAGCUUACUGAACUUCUCAAAAAACAAAAGAACUGAAUAUUUGAUAUUGAAGAAGAGGAAGAAGAUGAUCAAGCAGAAGGUGAACUAAGCGAGGAGGAGUUUAUGGCAGAAGAAGCAGGAUAAGCUUCAUAUCAAUCACAUUGAUUAUUUAUUUAAUCGUGCUCGAAUGUUUU